AUGGCCCUGUCUCAAAGCCGCCGGCUCCGUGUGCACGCUCGCAAAUACCAUCGUCAUGCUCACAAGUCGCUGGUGAUCAGCCGGUACUCGCAGAGAGCAGACCACUUCGACAAAGCCGCCGUGCGGAAGCACGCUGCCCAUGUGGCUGCAUGGAUCGCCUAUGGUCCCAAAGGCUGGCUUCCAGACCUCGACGAGCUACAGCUCCUGAGGAAGUUUAUUGACAAGAUGGGCGCGGGGCUGUUGCCUUCUCGUUUGAGGGAGGUGCUUCCUGAGGCGCUGGCUGCGCUACAGCUGGCCCUGGCAAGAAGACAGGUCGGCGAGAAUUGGAAGGUGGCGGAGCAAGGGCUCCAAAAGAGUCUCCUGAAGUUCCGCUGCUGCCGAAGGCAGGCGGACGCCGCGGCCGACGCUGCACAAGACGUGGUUGCAGUUUCCGACUGCGCCUGCACGGACUCAGGUGGGCUGCAACCUGACAGCGACGUCGUGCUGGUAGACUCAGACCUUGAGGCAUCUACCCAGCACUUGCAGCUCGUCAGCAAGAUGAACGAGUGGGGUUUCCUGGAUGACGCUCAGAGGCUGGAGCGGCUCCAGCAGGCGGAGGAGGCGGCCAGGUGCCCGCUGAGGAGGCUUAGCCAGGCUCAGCUAUUCGAGGUCGUCAACACAGCGGCGGCAGCACUUGCAGCUCCGCGCAGGCAGGCGAGGCAGCGAGAACUUGACUUGGAAGGAUCAAGUGAGGCAACAGCAUGUGCGGAGCCACAAGGUCCGAAAGCUGAUCUGCAACGGCGGGUGCGGAAGCUGUUGCUGCACGCCCUGCACUUGUGGCGCACGAAGCGGUAUGACUGCUCCGCGAUAGAGCACGUGCUCGACUUUGUGCAAGGGAAGAUCGAGAAGUUCGAAGACAAGGUGGGAGAGAUUGAAGGAGCUGCUGCUGGGGCGAUUUGGUCUUCCAUCAAGCAGGCCGUCAACGACAUGCUACCCUCUGCCGAAGAGAAAGGGCAAUGUGGUGAUCUUCCUGCGGGCAAAGCUGCGGAUGACAAAGCAACGGACGGGUUCAUGAAGCGCCUAGAUCGACAAAGUGGCAUCCAAGGCAUCUGCUGGAACAGGUCCACACCCGGCUGGAGGGUCGCAUGGCGCGAUGGCGGUAGGCAGCGAGCUGCCUUGUUCUCCGUCGCGCGAUUCUUGAAGCAGGGCCUCAGCGAAGAGGCAGCUGAGCAGGCUGCCCUGGAGGAGGCGAAGGCCCACCGGGAAGAGCUGGUGCGCCAGGGCAAGCUGCAGCCCUCGAAGCCCAGCACCUCCAUCGGCUCUUUUGUGCGGGGCGUGUUUUUCAGCAAGGAGCACCAAAAGUGGAGGGUCCAGUUUCCAGAUCCAUCUCGCGCCAAGAAGGGCAUCUCCUGUGGCUACUUUGCCACGCAGAGGGAGGCCGAGGCAAAAGCUCGGGAGAUGGCUCAGAAGUUUGGCGUGCCAGCCGAGACAGAAGUGGUGCCAGUGCAAAAGCUUUCAGAGCUCCCCCACUUCCAGCCCCUUGGCCCGCAGAAGGGGGUGAAGUGGCGAACCGGCGAGAAGGGCUGGCGCGCCAGGUAUAAGACGGCCAGUGGCAAGGAGCUGGUCAAGAGGUUCCUGCCCAAAGACCUGUCGGACAAGGAGCUGAAGAAAGCCUGGGACAAGGCGGUGGCCUGGCGCGAGAUGGAGAAGCUUGGCAUCACCAUCGAGCUGGUGAACCUGGGCGGUGGCUUCGGCAUUCCCUAUCGGCCCGAGGAGACGGUGAUCGAUGUGAAAUCAGUGGGGGCCGGCAUUCACGAGGUCUACAAGGAGCUGAUCACAGACAAGAACCUCGGUGCUGUCCGGGUGGUCACGGAGUGUGGCCGAUACGUCACAGGACCCAGCGGCUUGCUCUUCACGCGAGUGGUGCACCGCAAGAAGAUCUACAAGAACUACGUGGGCGUUGAUGCAUGCAUGGCCAACCUCAUGCGCCCUGGCAUGUACAACGCCUACCAUCACAUCACCGUCGUGCGAAACCCAGAACCGGUGGAAGGGCUUCCCAAGAAGGACGCCGACAUGCCGGACAACAGCAAGGACCUCAUCACGAAGUCUGGCAUCUACGAUGUGGUUGGUGGACUUUGUGAAAACAACGACAAGUUCGCCAUCGACCGACAGCUGAACAUCGACCCCCAGCCCGGCGAUGUCGCCAUCAUCCACGACGCGGGCGCUCACGGGCACUCCAUGGGCUUCAACUACAACGGAAAGCCACGCUCUGCGGAGUACUUGUACAGGCCGAAACAUGUAAGCCUCUGGGUGUUCUUAAGGACGACGAUCAGGUACGAAGUCUAG
This is a messenger RNA of Symbiodinium natans, 2325 nucleotides long. The record is from the annotation of a GenBank genome assembly. Lineage: Eukaryota; Dinophyceae; Suessiales; Symbiodiniaceae.